AUGCUGCAGGACAUGGGCUUCGAGUCGGACGUGAUGUCUGCCCUCAACAGUGACCCCAACCGAAGACCGCCCGCAUCGGAACAGUUCAUCGCAAACCUGCCCAAAGUGAACGACUUCUGUGCGGCCGACAAGUGCUGCGUCUGUCUGCGCGAGUUUGUGGUCAACCAAGUGGUGGCUCUGGAGUGCGGCCACAAGUUUCACACCGAUUGCAUCACACGAUGGCUAAGACUCAACAACUCGUGUCCCGUCUGUCGCACAGAGUUUCCCACCGAUGAUCAAGAGUAUGAGACCAACAAACGACUCAAGCGCCAGAAGGAGGCCACUCUCCAAGAGCUCCACCACUCCAUGUUCUCGUGA
Molecule: messenger RNA, 357 nt
Organism: Oppiella nova
Lineage: Eukaryota; Metazoa; Arthropoda; Arachnida; Sarcoptiformes; Oppiidae
Source: the annotation of a GenBank genome assembly